GCGCCUCCGCUCGCCUGUGGCUGCGUCGCGCGCUCUUCCUCGGAGCUACCCAGGCGGCUGGUGUGCAGCAAGCUCCGCGCCGACCCCUGACGCCUGACGCCUGUCCCCGGCCCGGCAUGAGCCGCUACCUGCUGCCGCUGUCGGCGCUGGGCACGGUAGCAGGCGCCGCCGUGCUGCUCAAGGACUAUGUCACCGGUGGGGCUUGCCCCAGCAAGGCCACCAUCCCUGGGAAGACGGUCAUCGUGACGGGUGCCAACACAGGCAUCGGGAAGCAGACCGCCUUGGAACUGGCCAGGAGAGGAGGCAACAUCAUCCUGGCCUGCCGAGACAUGGAGAAGUGUGAGGCGGCAGCAAAGGACAUCCGCGGGGAGACCCUCAAUCACCAUGUCAACGCCCGGCACCUGGACUUGGCUUCCCUCAAGUCUAUCCGAGAGUUUGCAGCAAAGAUCAUUGAAGAGGAGGAGCGAGUGGACAUUCUAAUCAACAACGCGGGUGUGAUGCGGUGCCCCCACUGGACCACCGAGGACGGCUUCGAGAUGCAGUUUGGCGUUAACCACCUGGGUCACUUUCUCUUGACAAACUUGCUGCUGGACAAGCUGAAAGCCUCAGCCCCUUCGCGGAUCAUCAACCUCUCGUCCCUGGCCCAUGUUGCUGGGCACAUAGACUUUGACGACUUGAACUGGCAGACGAGGAAGUAUAACACCAAAGCCGCCUACUGCCAGAGCAAGCUCGCCAUCGUCCUCUUCACCAAGGAGCUGAGCCGGCGGCUGCAAGGCUCUGGUGUGACUGUCAACGCCCUGCACCCCGGCGUGGCCAGGACAGAGCUGGGCAGACACACGGGCAUCCAUGGCUCCACCUUCUCCAGCACCACACUCGCCAGCAAACCCCAAACAGGAACCUAUGGUUGGUGAUGGAUGUGCGUUCAGAAAGCAGGGAGGGAGGGGGAGUCAGAGGUGAGGGGGUCAUCAGCCAUAGCUGUCCGCUGCAUCACCCCCUCGCUAUCUCCAGGAAGCGUUCUGGGCUUUUCCUGUUGUGCAGUGUGGAAGUGCUCUAUCUUCAUUCAUAUCAAGGAAAGUCAAAGGACAAACUAAAGCCGGCAGCGUCUUUCUGGCUUCCUAGUCAGGCUGUUCGGUAGCGGAGUGUCACCCUGAUUUCCAGCCCCGCAGCACACACAGUGAGAGCCUGCCUGGCGUGAUUCAGAGGCAACGUAUUUCCCAAGGUGGCUGUGAAGGAACCAGGGGGAUAAACACAGCCCGUGAACCGCACGCCAGAGGACAGGUCCGGCUGCCUGCCGCGGAGUCGUCACGGCGUGUCGCGUCUGAGCGCUUCUCCAAAGCACCCAAGUGGCACCCGGGGUGACAGUUACAUCAUCUUGAGUACAGUUCUCUCAAGGAAAAAGCAAGCCCAGCAUCUUCUGCCAUGGCAACCCUGGCUUGGAGCCUCCAUAAGAGAGAAGGCCCUAAGAAUAAUACCAUUUUCUUGCUCUAAGUUGCUCUUACGGGAAAGAAGUGAUAAUAUUCUUCCUAAACGCCAUCAUUCGUGCAUCCUUCCCACCUAUAUGUGUCACCGGAUCAUUCUCCGCCUGGGCGGGGCCGUCCUGUGCACUGCAGAAUGCUGAGCAGUGUCCUUGGCUUCGACCGACCACAUGCCAGGAGCACCCCAAUUUCUGCCAUCGGGUGAUUGACUUCACUGUUGCAUUUGAUUUUUUAUGUAUCUUUUAAAAGGACCCAAUAGGGCCAGGCACAGUGGCUCACACUUGUAAUCCCAGCACUUUGGGAGGCUGAGGUCGGUGGAUUGCUUGAGCCCAGGAGGAGUUCAAGACCAGCCUGGGCAACAUAGUGAAACCCCAACUCUACAAAAAACAAAUGUUUUAUUUUUAUUUAUUUUAGAUGGAGUUUCACUCUUGUUGCCCAGGCUGGAGUGCAGUGGCGCAAUCUCGGCUCACUGCAACUUCUGCCUCCCGGGUUCAAGCGAUUCUCCUGCCUCAGCCUCCUGAGUAUCUGGGAUUACAGGCAUGCGCCACCACACCCAGCUAAUUUUGUAUUUUUAGUAGAGAUGGCGUUUCUCCAUGUUGGUCAGGCUGGUCUCAAACUCCCGACCUCAGGUGAUCUGCCUGCCUCGGCCUCCCAGAGUGUUGGGAUUACAGGCGUGAGCCACCACGCCCAGCCGGGUUUAUAGUUUUAUAACCCUUAUGACAAAUCUCAUAGUAUUCUGCAGGGAUAAGCAUGAAACCACUCGUUCAAUAAGUGCAAACAAAAACGCCAACAAUUCUUAAGACAUUUCUAAUCUUAUUUUACCAAUAAUUUUAAAGCCAGCUUAUGUAUUAAAGAUUUAUAACUACUUUUAUUAACACGUUUAAAAUUCUAUGCAGCUUAAAGCAUUUAUAAUGGAUAAAACUGCCAAUACUGAGUGCCUGACAUAAUAUUUGAAAGGUGGCAGGCAUUCAACCAUGGUCACUGAAUGAGAGAUGUAGGGAAGAUGAUGGCAGGGAGGUUUUUAGAUAUCAACACCCUGAUAGUUCUCAUUUUAACCACCUGUAAGUGCACAUACAAGUCAACGGCACUGGCCGGGCGCGGUGGCUCAUGCCUGUAUUCCCAGCACUUUGGGAGGCCAAAUCACAAGGUCAGGAGAUCGAGACCAUCCUGGCUAACACGGUGAAACCCCGUCUCUACUAAAAAUACAAAAAAUCAACUAGGCAUGGUGGCACGCACCUGUAGUCCCAGCUACUCAGGAGGCUGAGGCAGGAGAAUCGCUUGAACCUGGGAGGCGGAGGUUGCGGUGAGCCAAGAUCGCGCCACUGCACUCCAGCCUCGGCGACAGAGUGAGACUCCGUCUCAAAAAACCAAAAAACAAAAAACAGUCAAUGGCAUUAAAUAUAAAUACAUUUACAGUGUUGUGUAACCAUCACCACUAUGGAUCCCCCAGACUUUGUCAUCAUCUUCAACCUAAGCGCUCCCUAUUAAAUAGUAACUCCCCACUUUUCCCAGGCCUUGGCAACCACCAUUCUAAUCCCUGUCUCUAUGAAUUUGACUCCUCUCGAUACCUCAGAUAAGCGGCACAAUGCAGUAUUUAUCUGUCAAGUCCGGAAUAUUUCCUUUAGCAUAAUGUCUUCAAGGUCCAUCACGUUGUAGCAUGUAUCUGAAUUUAUUCUUUUAUAAUAUUUUUUAUUUUUUGGAGACAGAAUCUCGCUCUGUCACCCAGGCUGGAGUGCAAUGGCGCGAUCUCGGCUCACCGCAACUUCCGCGUCCCGGGUUCAAGCCAUUCUCCUGUCUCAGCCUCCGGAGUAGCUGGGACUACAGGUGCCUGCCGCCAUGCCCGGCUAUUUUUUUUUUGUAUUUUUUGGGGGUUUUACUGUGUUGCCCAGGCUGGUCUUGAACUGCUGAGCUCAGGCAAUCUGCCUGCCUCAGCCUCCUAAAGUACUAGGAUUACAGGCAUGGGCCACCACGCCCGGCCUUAUUUUUAUUUUUGAGACAGUCUCACUCUGCCGCCCAGGCUGGAGUGCAGUGGUGCGAUCUCGGCUUACCGCAAUCUCUGCCUCCCAGGUUCAAGCGAUUCUCAUGCCUCCGUCUCCCAAGUAGCUGGGAUUACAGGCACCUGCCACCAUGCCCGGCUAAUUUAACGCCCAGCUAAUUUUUGUAUUUUUAGUAGAGAUGGGGUUUCACCAUGUUAACCAGGCUGGUCUCGGACUCCUGACCUCAGGUGAUCCGCCCGCCUCGGCCUCCCAAAGUGCUGGGAUUACAGGCGUGAGCCACUGUGCCUGGCUGAUUUUUAUUCUUUUAGUUAAGGCUGGUUGAUAUUACCUUGUGUGUAUAUACCACAUGUUGUUUAUCCAUUGUUGUUGAUGGACAUGUGGGUGGUUUCACCUUUUGGCUAUUGUGAAUAAAGCUGCUAUGAACACUGUGUACAAAUAUGUUAGAGACCCUGUUUUCAGUUCUUUUAGGUGUGUACCCCGAAGUGGAAUUGCUGGAUUUUAUGGCAAUCCCACGUUUAACUUCUGGAGGAGCUGCUGGAACUGUUUUCCACAGCAGGGGCGCCAUGUUACGUCCCUGCCAGCAAUGCACGCGCAGUUCAAUUUCUCUGCAUACUCACCAAUAUCUGCUGUUUUCCAUUAAAAAAAAU
Molecule: messenger RNA, 4119 nt
Organism: Homo sapiens (human)
Lineage: Eukaryota; Metazoa; Chordata; Mammalia; Primates; Hominidae
Gene: RDH13
Product: retinol dehydrogenase 13
Exons: 7
Coding region: 117-911 (264 amino acids)
Biological process (GO): retinol metabolic process
Cellular component (GO): mitochondrial inner membrane
Molecular function (GO): all-trans-retinol dehydrogenase (NADP+) activity
Source: RefSeq, a predicted model, not a curated record